Pedinophyceae sp. YPF-701 is the source of this 939-nucleotide messenger RNA. NCBI's taxonomy places the organism in Eukaryota, Viridiplantae, Chlorophyta, Pedinophyceae. The record is from the annotation of a GenBank genome assembly.
AUGGGGCGGUGCUCGGAGAUGGUGUGCGUGGGCGGCGUGCAGCUGCAGGGAAUAAGCGUGGGCGGCGUGGAGACGUGCAUCAUCCUCCCGCAAUUCAACGUAGCCUUCGACAUCGGGCGCUGCCCGCAGCGCGCGGUCUACCAGGACACGGUGCUGAUCACACACGCGCACAUGGACCACAUCGGCGGCAUCAACUUCCACAUCGCGAGCCGCCAGCUGCUCUCCCUCCCGCCGCCGACGGUCGUCCUGCCGACGCCCAACGUGCCCGCCGUCGAGGCGCUCCUCGCGGCGCACCGCGAGCUGGACGGCUGCGACAUGCGCGUGAACCUCGUCCCCGCCCGACCGGCCGACAAGGUAGAAGUGCAACUCAAGAAGGGGGGGUGCGUUGCGCGGUGCUUCCCGACGAUCCACCCGGUGCCGUCCCAGGGGUACGCGGUCAUCACGCAGAAGCGCAAGCUCAAGCCGGAGUACCACGGCCUCCCCGGGAGGGAGAUUGCGGCGCUGCGGCGCGACGGCGUGGAGGUGUCGGACGUGGUGGAGGUGGCCGAGGUGGCCUUCUCGGGGGACACCACGGGGGACUUCCUCCUCCUGAACAAGGACAACCCCGACGUGCGCCACGCGAAGCUCCUGAUCAUGGAGUGCACCUUCGUCGAGGACGGCACCACGAUGGAGGACGCCGAGAAGUUCGGACACACGCACGUGGGGCACGUCCUGCGCCCCGAGUGCCUCGAGGUGCUCCGCGACGUGGGGCACGUGCUGUUCAUCCACUUCUCUGCCCGGUACAGGGUCGAGGACGUGGAGGCGAACAUGCGCGAGAGACUUCCGGGCUGGUUGCUGCAGAAGUCCAGCUUCAUGACGGAGGGCUUCGGGGCGCGGCACGGUGCGCACUGCCCGCCCGUGCUCCACGGCGCGGACAUGGCGGCUGCGCUGCCGCCAUGA